CUGCGUGAGUGGUACUUACAGUACUGCAGCCUCAGGAGAGGUGCUUCUGGAGCUCGGAGUGGUGCCGGAGCUGGUGCUAGUGCUUCCCCUCCUAGGCGGGAGCUGUCCUCUCCCGAGCAGCUCCGAGAGUGGUACUCUAGGCGCUGCAGUCUCCGGAGUGGCGCUCCCGGUGUCGUGGACUCUGGAGCUUCUGGAGUUACUGGAGGUGCUGCUGCUGCUGGUGGUGCGGCUGGCGCUGCUAGAGGUGCUACUGGUGCUGCUGGAGCUGCUGGAGGUACUGCUGCUACUGGAGGUGCUGCUGGCGCUGCUGGAGGUACUACUGGUUCUGGUGCUGCUGGAGCUGCUGGAGGUGCUGCUGCUGCUGGCGGUGCGGCUGGCGCUGCUGGAGGUGCUGCUGGUGCUGCUGGCGCUGCUGGAGGUGCUAUUGGUGCUGGAGCUACUGGAGCUGCUGGUGGUACUGCUGCUGCUGGCGGUGCUGCUGGCGCUGCUGGAGGUGCUGCUGGUACUGGUGCUGCUGGAGCUGCUGGAGGUGCUGCUGCUGCUGGUGGUGCUGCUGGCACUGCUGGAGGUGCUGCUGGUACUGGAGCUGCUGGGGACCCUGCUGCUGCUGGCGGUGCUGCUGGAGCUGCUGGGACUGGCCCUGCUGAGGGGGUUGGAGCUAGAGGUGCUGAGCGGCCACGGCCGUACUACGUUCCGCUCCUUCAGCAGCGUGUCCCACUGCCGUCUCCACCAGCGUCCUCUCUUCCUGCUCUUGCUGACCCGGAGUCUGACUCUCUUCGUGCUGCCAGUCCUACUGUCACGCGUCUCCUUGCCACUGCUGUCACUGACCCUUCCUUUGAGUCCUCUGCUGCGUCUGCUCUAGUCGCUGAGCUUGUUGACUUUGCUGCUGCCUGUCGUCUAGACUACGCCGCUAGCCUUGUUGCUGAGUCUGAGUCUGAGUCUGUCUGUCCUCCGUCUGUCGGGGGUGAGUGUGCUCUUGGCACGGACGUCCUUGAGGACAGACAGGAGGAGUUUGAGUGCUUUGCCGCUGCUUUGCCUCAUCUCGUGUCCAUGCUAGUUGCCCCUGAGGGAGACCCGGAUGCACCAGACAUCCCGACCCCACGCUCCUACGCAGAGGCGAUGGAGGGUCCCUACUCCUCUCAGUGGCAGACAGCCAUGGACGCAGAGAUGGCUUCCUGGAAGUCCACAGGCACCUACGUCGACGAGGUUCCCCCACCUGGGGCGAACAUCGUCAGUGGCAUGUGGAUUUUCAGGGUGAAGCGGCCGCCGGGUUCUCCGCCUGUCUUCAAGGCGCGUUACGUUGCACGAGGCUUCAGUCAGCGAGAGGGAGUUGACUUCUUCCAGACCUUCUCCCCGACCCCGAAGAUGACCACUCUUCGGGUUCUGCUGCACGUCGCUGCUCAGCGUGACUACGAGCUCCACUCUCUUGACUUCAGCACUGCGUUCUUACAGGGCAGCCUGCACGAGGAGAUCUGGCUGCGCCGCCCACCUGGCUUCACUGGGUCGUUCCCUCCUGGUACCCAGUGGAGCCUCCGGCGGCCAGUCUACGGUCUCCGCCAGGCACCCCACCUGGGUGAGCUGACAAGCUAUCUUGGCUUGCGGAUCACCCGGGACAGAGCACAGCGCACCAUCACCUUGACUCAGUCACACAUGGUGCAGCAGGUCCUUCAGCGCUUCCGCUUCACGUACUCCUCGCCUCAGCCCACUCCUCUGCCUACCGGUCACUCGCUCUCAGCUCUGCCUUCGGAUGAGUCCGUAGAGCCGAAUGGCCCGUAUCCAGAGCUUGUGGGCUGCCUCAUGUACCUGAUGACCUGCACUCGACCUGACCUGGCAUACCUUCUUAGCAUCUUAGCACGCUAUGUCUCUCCCGGCCGUCACCGGAAGGAGCACAUGGAUGCCGCUAAGAGAAUGUUGCGCUACUUGUGCAGUACGUCGGGCAUGGGGCUCGUGCUUGGAGGUCGGAGCGACGUUGUCCUCACGGGUCACUCAGACGCUUCUUGGGCUGACGACCAGGCUACGCAGCGGUCGUCUCAGGGUUACACCUUCAGCCUUGGCUCUGGUUCAGUUUCUUGGCGUUCUACUCGCUCUUCUUCUGUUCUCAGCUCCAGUUGUGAGGCUGAGAUCUACGCCACAGCCAUGGCUGCACAGGAGUUACGCUGGCUCACCUACCUGCUGACCGACCUGGGAGAGCGGCCUCGUUCUCCUCCAGUGCUGUACGUUGACAACAAGGCCGCCAUUGCCUUGUGUGAGGAGCACAGACUGGAGCACAGGAUGAAGCACAUCGCUCUGCGCUACUUCCUUGCUCGAGAGCUGCAGCAGCGUGGUCAGCUUCGUCUGCGUUACGUGGCCACUCGGGCCAACACUGCUGAUGUGUUCACCAAGGCGCUUCAGCCUUGUGACCAUCAGCGUUUCUGUACUGUUCUAGGCCUUGUGCCUACUCUCCCUCACUUGCUCACUUCUUGA
Messenger RNA from Closterium sp. Naga37s-1, 2463 nucleotides. The record is from the annotation of a GenBank genome assembly. Lineage: Eukaryota; Viridiplantae; Streptophyta; Zygnematophyceae; Desmidiales; Closteriaceae.